Messenger RNA from Funneliformis mosseae, 1866 nucleotides. The record is from the annotation of a GenBank genome assembly. Lineage: Eukaryota; Fungi; Glomeromycota; Glomeromycetes; Glomerales; Glomeraceae.
AUGGACACUUCUCUUCCAACGUUCGGACGACGAGUUUCACCUGCUCAAGGUCGAGGUCGUGCUUCUACACUUCCUACGCUGUCAACCCGUUCACGAAUACCAUCACCAUUUAUUGGCGGUGGCGGUGGUGGCGGUAAACCAAAUUUGCAACCUGCGAUAAUGCAGCAACAACAAUUUGAAGCAGCGACAGCACAAGAAGAGGAAGAAGAGGAACUUCAGAUAAAUCCAUCUCCAAACAGGCGUAAUUUAAACGCGUAUGGAGUUCCAUCAAGACACUCAUCACGUGGUAACUCUUACUCUUUACCAGCAAGACACAAUGUACCUAGCAAUUUAAAUGAUAAAAUCAGAGUAUGUGUUCGCAAACGACCACUUAGUAAGAAAGAGCUUGCCAGAAAUGAAAAAGACAUUGCCAUUAUCAAUGGUCAGAGAACUGUUCACAUCAAUGAACCGAACGGACAAACAGGGAGUGGUAAAACUUUCACUAUGCUUGACGAGAAACAUGGUCUUUAUGUCUUAGCGUCCCGAGAUAUUUUUACAUUAUUACAGCGGCCAGAAUUUAAUCAUUUAUCAGCAUACAUAGGAUUUUAUGAGAUUUAUCAAGGACAUCUAUACGAUCUGUUGAAUCAGCGAAAGAAAUUAUUCGCGCGAGAAGAUGGAAAGAAAAAUGUUAUAAUUUCAGGAUUACAAGAAUAUGCAAUUGAUAAUGUUGAUAGUUUAAUGCAAGUCUUUGAUUAUGGAAAUACUGUUAGAAGCACUGGUAGCACUGGAGCAAAUGAAGAUUCAUCUCGAUCACAUGCAAUCCUACAAAUAGUAUUGAAACAUAAAAAGAACAGAAAGAAGUUUCAUGGUAAACUCAGUUUCAUCGACUUAGCUGGAAGUGAACGAGGUGCAGAUAGAGGAGACGCUGAUAAGCAAACAAGGCAUGCGAUAUGUGCCGAAAUCAACAAAAGUUUGUUGGCUUUAAAGGAAUGUAUUCGAGCUCUGGAUCAAGUCAAAAGACAUACCCCCUUCCGUCAGAGUAAAUUAACACAAGUAUUAAAAGAUUCCUUUGUUGGAAAUUCAAGAACCUGUAUGAUUGCAACAGUAUCACCAAAUAUUUCUAAUAGCGAGCACACUUUAAACACAUUAAGAUACGCUGAUAGAGUGAAAGAACUCAAAUCAGAACGAGAUCGUGCUGAACGUGUUGCUGCAGGCCUCGAGUUGGCAGCUAAUGAACUACAUGGAUUAACUGAUGAACAGAGACAAGAAUAUUAUAAAGAGGAUCCUGCAUUUGACGAUGAAGAAGAAUCUGACUUCUUAGAAGAGGAAUUUCCAAGUGAUGAAGAUAACGAUCUUUUUGGUGAAGAAAUGCCCUCGGAUGGCAUCGUUGAUGAAGAUUUUAUUCAUGAUCAUCGUAGUGCAUCCGCGAAUUCUUUUGACAAGACAACAAAUAUUUUGUCAAAACUAAAUGUUAAUGAUACGCCGAACUCUCAUAGAACAACCUCAACUAUUACCUCUUAUCUUAAUUCUCCUUCCUCAUAUGUACAAAGUUCACCGGAUUAUAAUAAUUCUCCAAAUUCUAUUCAAUUACCAACAGCAUCUGAAAAUGCAUCAUCACAAGGUGGUAUUACUCACGCGGAUAUGGAAGACUUCCUUAAACGUCAUCGUCAUGAACUUAGAGAAGUAAGUGAAGCUGGUAAACAAGAGACAAAAUUAUUGGCCAACUUUACUUUAGGCAUGAACUCGAAUAAUGAUAUAGGUGCGGCUCAUGAUCUUACUGUUGACGCUUUUGAAAAGUAUCUUGAUGAAUUAGAUACACUAUUGGAAGCUAAGGAACAAAACAUUUCUGAACUAAGACGCAAGAUCAAUCAACUUUGGCGCCGAUAA